CGCCACUCAUUUGGUACCGCUGUCUCGCCUCCAGAUCGAAUUUACCAUGUCCGUGCAAUUUAACGUCUAUGGGAUUCAUGGCAAACAUAUCAGACCUCUUGAUAGGCUUUCGGCACGCACGUUGCUGUCAAAGGUUAAGGGGUAUUGACGGGGUCAUCAUGGGUUUAGGAUUUGUCCCAUGUCACACACUUGAAAAGGGGUAAGAUCGUCCCAAGGACACCUGUCACUCCCACCUCCUCCCGUUUUCUUGAUGCCGGACAAUCGCCAGUAAGGGCUCACUGAUCAUGUCUUGACCACACUCAGACAAACAGACCCAACCAGAUCAGGAAGGCGAGGGAUGUCAAAUGGCAAUUAUCCAGGAAUAUCAAAGGGACGAUUAGCGAGGCAUGCUACCUAUCAAAGCGAAUCCCCCAUAUGAUCAGACCUCCACGCUGGGAAGUCCGCUAUGACCCGACGAAGACUGGGAAUCCAAUUCAUCGUCGAGGGUUAUUCUUCGUGAAUGAUCGAGAUGGGACUGUCUUUCCAUCAACCGCCUCCUUGCUGGUGACAGAUACAGUGAUUGACCUUGGAUAAUUUGAGCCGGUCAAAAAUACGAGGCCGAGCAAGCACGGUCGUUCUCGCCUCCACCGACGGGGCCUUCAGACCUGUUGACAUGCUGUCAAUGGAGCAUGCAGGCUCAAAUGAGCCAUUGUGGCUAAUGACAGGAGCUCUGUCCCUUACUUACAAUCGAUACAGACGCUUGAUCAGCUCCCUUCAUAAGGUGAAUGCCUGCCACGAUAUGAAGUCUUGGUAUCUGUGUCUCUAUCCAGCUUGUUCACACAAUUUCUCCUAUUCUUGGUUGUGCAUCUGCCAACAUGGCCAACAUGGAGGAGUACAGACCACUUGCAAAUCAUGAUGACCAACAUCCGGAGGUGGAAGGUGAAGACAUCGACUUAUCCUAUGUCGAUCUCGAAAAGAUGCCAGAGGAGGCAAGGCCGAGAUGGUAUCAAGUCCCAAUGAGGCGUCUCUCGGCGGAAUGGACGACACCAUCUAAAUGGGAGCCAGCCGACAUCAAAGCACUUCUAUUCGUCAUCCUCUCAUAUAUCAUAACAGUCUUACCUCGCUUUGUGCAACCUGGUGGUAUGCGGCACAAAAGCGAACUGCACCCAACCGCUUACCUUGACGCCAUGAGGGGUUGGGCAGCUAUAUCUGUGGCUCGAUAUCAUACAUUUGCCAACAAGACACCGUUCCUCGAAUACCCGGUCAUCCGCAUGAUUCUCAACGGUCGAGCGAUGGUCGACAUCUUCUUCAUCAUCUCAGGCUACGUCCUCAGUUAUCGACUGCUCAAGAUGAUCCGGAAUCAGCAGACAGGCUUACUCAAAGCUCUUGCGUCCUCCACCUUCAGAAGAUGGUGGCGACUAUACAUCUCAACCGGAGUGGCUUCAUUGGUCACCGCAAUCAUGACCUACUGGGGAUGGUGUCACCCAGCGCCCCAACAAAGCACUUUCCUCCUUCAAAUGUGGGAUUGGCUCUGGGACUUUGGCGCGUCGAGCAACCCCUUUGGCGACAUCAAAGGCUUCUGGUACGGGAACGUCUUCCGCACACAUUACUUGGAUCAGAUGUGGACCAUUCCUGUCGAGUUCAGAGGAAGCAUGGCUGUUUUCUGGUUCGUUGCUGCCGCUUGUUACAUGGCAACGCUCGGCCGCAGGAUCUUUGCUUGCGUCGUGAUCGGCCUGUGCUACUGGUGGGGUAUCAUCUAUGUAGCGUUGUUCCUAUACGGCAUGUUGAUCGCCGACUAUCAAUUCGACCGUCAUCCGGAGCGACUGCAAAAGAUUCGACUUCCUCAACAAGAGCCAGAUUCAGAGGAGUCGGAGAAGCCGAAGACCAAGAAGUACUUUGUCCUGAACAUAAUCGGCUGCGUCUUACUUGUCAUCGUCGGUAUGUUUUUGAUGGGUCAGCCACCGCCGUUUGAUGGCCAUUACAACAUGCGACAUUGGCCCUGGCAGUAUAUGGAGUCCUUCAUCCCCUACUGGUACGUCGUCGAGCUGGGCGAACACUUCUGGCUAGGUAUCGGCGCUGCCAUCUUCGUCUUCGCCGUGGACAAUUGUCGACCCCUGCAGAUUCCCUUCGAAUGGGGUUUCUCUCAAUAUCUAGGCGACAUAUCCUUUGGCGUCUAUGCUAUGCACAACACUAUCAACUGGGUUUUGUAUAUCCCCAUUGUCCAGCCCUGGUGCCAGCAGCAUUUCGGCGAUAGCUACUGGUCAGGCGCUCCUGGCGAGUUGUUCACUUCUUUGGUGAUCGUUUGGGCAGCAGACUACUUUACCAGGAUCGAUGAAUGGGUCGUAUGGACCGGCAAGUGGUUGGAGUCCAAGACCUUCAUCAAGUGGGAUGAGUGAUUGGAAAAACACCAUCUCGGGGCUGUACUAUAUUGGGAGAUGCCCCAUGAUCCUUUGCACUCAAUGAUGAGUUGUCUUUUUUGCAAGCGUUUGGCAGGGUGUUCUUGACGCUUUUCGUUUCUGCUGGAACUAGAUUCUUGAAACAAUUGGAUGUUUAUACGACGGACAGGCAUAGCCCAUGAUUCUGAUAUCAUUAAGUUGCAAAGAGAUUGAACUGAAGCAGCCUACUUCUACAAAAUGUCGGUUUUCUAAAGAUGCAAUUCCACAAUUCCGGCAUAUCACUGGAAGCGGUUUCCAGGAUAGCAACAUAACGAGGCAGGAGCACCCGCGAUGAGAAACAGGCUACUUUCCUCGCGACGAUUUACGAUUCAAGCUUCCUUCAUUUUCACCUGUUUUCAUUCACACUCAAAUCUUUCGCCUUCACAUCAUCCGCGAUCAUCUUACUUCUUUGAUUUAGCACCGCAUAUUCAUCACAUGUAUAUAC
This is a messenger RNA of Exophiala xenobiotica, 2859 nucleotides long. RefSeq lists its product as uncharacterized. The transcript has a single exon. Gene Ontology annotation, molecular function: acyltransferase activity, transferring groups other than amino-acyl groups. Gene Ontology annotation, cellular component: membrane. NCBI's taxonomy places the organism in Eukaryota, Fungi, Ascomycota, Eurotiomycetes, Chaetothyriales, Herpotrichiellaceae. Gene Ontology annotation, biological process: polysaccharide biosynthetic process. The record is from RefSeq and is a predicted model, not a curated record. The coding region runs from base 855 to 2375 and encodes 506 amino acids.